CGUGGAGACGCGCCGCGCUCGCCGGCGGAGCUGCGGGCUGGGUACUGGAGUCCGGUUUCGUGGGCCCUCGCGGCGCGGAGCGGCUGCAGCGGCGCAAUGCUGUGCGCCCGGCGGCUGGGCGGCCUCGGGGCCGGGCUCCGGGGCCGGUGGGUCAGCACCAGCUGGUCCCCGGUGGGCGCCGCCUUCAACGUCCAGCCCCAGGGCCGCCGCCUGGACCUGUUCGGCGAGCGCCAGGGCCUGUUUGGAGUUCCUGAGCUCAGCGCCCCAGAAGGAUUCCGUGUCGCCCAGGAGAAGGCCUUGAGGAAAACGGAGCAGCUGGUGUGCCGCGUGUGCUCUGCGCCUCCUGGGCCCCAGACCGUGCUCAUCUUUGACGAGCUCUCGGACUCCUUGUGCAGGGUGGCCGACUUGGCCGAUUUUGUGAAAAUCGCUCACCCCGAGGCAGCGUUCAGAGAGGCCGCGGAGGAAGCCUGUCGGAGCAUUGGCGCCAUGGUGGAGACGUUGAACACAAAUGUGGAAUUAUAUCAAAGUCUGCAAAGAUUAUUAGCUGAUAAAAAACUUGUGGAUUCCCUUGAUCCAGAAACCAGGCGAGUGGCCGAACUGUUUAUGUUUGAUUUUGAAAUCAGUGGAAUCCAUCUGGACAGAGAAAAGCGUAAAAGAGCGGUGGACCUGAACGUUAAAAUCUUGGAUCUGAGCAGCGCGUUUCUCAUGGGAACCCACUUUCCCAGCAAGAUUGAGAAGCAUCUCCUGCCGGAACACAUUCGGCAACACUUCGAGCUGGCCGGGGACCAUGUGCUGGUGGAUGGUCUGCGUACAGAAGUGCCGGAUGACUUGGUGCGAGAAGCCGCUUAUAAAAUUUUUCUUUAUCCCAAUGCUGGUCAACUGAAAUGUUUAGAAGAAUUGCUCAGCAACAGAGAUCUUCUGGCAAAGUUAGUGGGGUAUUCUACAUAUUCCCACAGAGCCCUCCAAGGAACAAUGGCUAAAAAUCCAGAGACUGUCAUGCAGUUCCUUGAGAAGCUAUCUGACAAACUCUCUGAAAGAACUAUGAAAGAUUUUGAGAUGAUACGAGGGAUGAAAAUGAAACUAAAUCCUCAAAAUUCUGAAUUAAUGCCCUGGGAUCCCCCCUACUACAGUGGUGUGAUUCGUGCAGAGAGGUACGACAGCGAGCCCAGCGCAUACUGCCCGUUCUUCUCCCUGGGAGCGUGCAUGGAAGGCCUGAAUACCUUGUUUAACAGGCUGUUAGGGAUCUCGCUGUGUGUGGAGCAGCCUGCAGAGGGAGAGGUGUGGAGUGAAGAUGUUCGGAAACUGGCCGUGGUUCAUGAAUCUGAAGGACUGCUGGGGUACAUUUACUGUGAUUUUUUUCAGCGACCAGACAAACCGCACCAGGACUGCCAUUUCACCAUCCGUGGGGGCCGAUUAAAGGAAGACGGGGGCUAUCAGCUCCCAGUUGUCGUUCUGAUGCUGAACCUUCCCCAUUCCUCAAAGACUUUGCCAACAUUAUUAACUCCUGGGAUGAUGGAAAAUCUCUUCCAUGAAAUGGGGCACGCCAUGCAUUCAAUGCUGGGACGGACUCGUUAUCAGCAUGUCACUGGGACCAGGUGCCCCACUGACUUUGCCGAGGUCCCUUCUAUUCUGAUGGAGUACUUUGCAAAUGAUUACCGAGUGGUUCACCAGUUUGCCCGACAUUAUCAGACGGGGCAGCCACUGCCCAGAAAUAUGGUGUCUCGUCUUUGCGAAUCUAAAAAGGUUUGUGCGGCAGCAGACAUGCAACUUCAGGUCUUUUAUGCUGCUCUGGAUCAGAUCUACCAUGGGAAGCAUCCCCUGAGGAGCUCGACCACAGACAUCCUCAGGGACACCCAGGAGAAGUUCUAUGGCUUACCGUACGUCCCAAACACUGCCUGGCAGCUGCGCUUCAGCCACCUCGUGGGCUACGGUGCCAAAUACUACUCCUACCUGGUGUCCAGGGCAGUGGCGUCCAUGGUCUGGAGGGAGUGCUUUCUCCGGGAUCCGUUCAACAGGGCGGCGGGGGAGCGCUACCGCCGGGAGAUGCUGGCGCACGGCGGGGGCAAGGAGCCCCUGCUCAUGGUGCAAGGUAUGCUUCAGAAGUGUCCUUCUAUCGAUGACUUCGUAAAUGCCCUUGUUUCCGACCUGGAUAUGGACUUGGAAACUUUCCUCAUGGAUUCUAAAUGAUGGGAACACCGUGAAUCCUUUAAAUCAGUCACGGAGAUAUCAAUUUUGUUGUAAAUGCUACAACUUCGAACGUUUGUUUCUGAUUUCAGCAUUCAAUUCUGUAAUAACUUAUGAAAAACCUCAAACCAGUGGAACUUGGAAUAACUAACUUUUUAAAAUUAUGCUGGCUUUUAGCCUGUUUGGCAGAUUUUUGAACAUAAGGAAAUCCAUUCAGUGAGCGAGUGCACACCAGAACACAGAGGUGUUAGCGUCAGGGGCCAGACACCCUCAGCCCAGCCCCGCUCUUGGUGAGCUUUUCCCUGUCCGAUACCUUUACUUGGUUAGAGACAUAAUAAAAAGCAAAGUUAUUUCCGUUUGAAGCAGCUUCAGAAAGAUUACACAUAUAGUUCCUCUGCGUGAUUUCCUAUAGGUGGCUCUGAAAAUGGAAAGUCAGUUACAGUGACCGAGAAACCAAGUGUGGUUUCCAAAGUGUUUGUAAUCGAUUGUGUUGGCUUUUCCUGUGUGUUUAGGAAUAUACUGUACAGAUGGACUCAGAACAGAGGGCACCUGAACUCACACUUUUCUGACUUGACGAUGAAUAUACAAAAAUAAGUGCAGGUACAAUUAGUAAAUGAUGUGUCAAGUCCAGCAACUGAUAAAUACGGAAACUGGGAUUCAAACCCUGUCUUUAUCCUAAACAUUAUUGCAUACUGUAUCACCAUGUGUUAAUAACAGAAAAGAAAGACACCGUUUAAUAGGCUUUUCACACCUUCAAAGUCAAGAAUUUAAUUACAGGCUUUCAUUUAAAAUGACACCUGCUAGUGGCCUCUUCCUGCUUCUCCCUAAAAGACCAGUGAUGAUGCAAAAAGGCAGGAUUAAAAAUCCCCAAAACUAGGACACAUGUCCAACCUACUCACAGAAUCUGGAGGAAUUUCUACAAGCUAGAAACAGACGAGACAGGAUAAAGAAAUGUCAGUGACGCACGCAUGCCGGGUCCACCUGGAUGCUGGGGUGAGGGGAGGGGCGACCCUCCGUUCUCUCCCCACCUCCUGCCCACACAGGUAACACGCUGUGUGCACCAGCCCGGGAGCCGCGGCCCCGCGAACCUCCUGUGGGGCUUCUGCGUUAGCCACACGAGGCCUGUUCUCCUCUCCCAGCUCCUCCCCGUUUGGCUCUCUCAGUCUGUGAACACGUGGAAACCACAGUGCAGAGAAUCCUUGGGCGGGAAGGAGGGCAGGCCUGCAGCAGUCGCUCCCCCGUGGGAGGUGUGGGGUGAUGCCGCAGGGACAGCCGGAUGCCAGUGCCCAGGGCAGGAGCGGCUGCUUCUGUCCCCACCCACACGGUCUGUGAGCUGAGGGAGGCGACGCUAACUCUCAUCUGGGAAACGGACCCGGAGAAACUGACACCAACCUGCCGUCCGUUACAGGUAAGUCUGAAAAGGUGCUUUAACAGCUCCAGGUGUACCGAGCCACCAGCCCCUGGGCCUUUAUCCUCCCUUUUCAGCUGAGGGUGAGUGAGCAGAAAAGGAAAUCUGUGCGGAGCUUCAGAAAAAGGAAGGGAAGAUGCGGGAAGAUCCCAACUUUGAACACUAUUCUUAAAAGGAACUAAGGCACGCUGUAGAAAACAUCUCUGCCAUUCUUAGUGAAACUUGAGAAAACACGGUAUUUAUGAAGCCGAAAGCCAUAAAGAAAGAACGAGCGGAAAUUUAAAAUAGGCAAAUCUAAAAAAGAAGACAGGCAGAAUAAGAAAAAAAGAAAUGCAGAGAAACUGAAACAUAGUGCAGUGAUUUAAAACAUGAUCAAAGCAGAAAAGACCAAAACUGCCAAGGAGAAAUGAGAAGCAUCUCACUCAGAGUGCAGGUUAAAUUCAGGGACACGGUGAAAACCGGCAGCCAGGAAGCAGUACAGAAUCCCAGGGACAAAGCCAGGACAGCUGGAACAGAAACAGCAACAAAACCCAAAUUCUCGUGUCCUCCUGUGUUCCCAGUGCUCAGAACAGUGACCAGCACACAGUAGGAGCUCUGGUCAAGACAUGCUAGUCAAUGAAUUUAAGGAAACUUUUUUGAGAUGAAAAAAAAUGGAUGUGUAAUUUAAAAGGGAAUCCUUGAUGCUGCCUAACAAUGAGAAUGUGCUUAAUGCCACUGAACGAUAUACAAUUAAAAAUGGUUAAA
Molecule: messenger RNA, 4336 nt
Organism: Aethalodelphis obliquidens (Pacific white-sided dolphin)
Lineage: Eukaryota; Metazoa; Chordata; Mammalia; Artiodactyla; Delphinidae
Gene: MIPEP
Product: mitochondrial intermediate peptidase
Exons: 19
Coding region: 97-2187 (696 amino acids)
Biological process (GO): peptide metabolic process
Cellular component (GO): mitochondrion
Molecular function (GO): metalloendopeptidase activity
Source: RefSeq, a predicted model, not a curated record